Anthonomus grandis grandis is the source of this 6656-nucleotide messenger RNA. It is a transcript of the gene tai, whose product is annotated as nuclear receptor coactivator 3. Gene Ontology annotation, cellular component: nucleus. The transcript has 17 exons. The coding region runs from base 413 to 5032 and encodes 1539 amino acids. Gene Ontology annotation, biological process: positive regulation of transcription by RNA polymerase II; cellular response to hormone stimulus. The record is from RefSeq and is a predicted model, not a curated record. NCBI's taxonomy places the organism in Eukaryota, Metazoa, Arthropoda, Insecta, Coleoptera, Curculionidae. Gene Ontology annotation, molecular function: protein dimerization activity; nuclear receptor binding.
AGUGGUUAGCGGCCGUCGCGACGACGUCAUUCAACGUCCGUUCGUCGACGCUCGUGGAAAAUAAAAAAAAAAAUUGAAAAUCGUGGAAAAAAAAGUGAAAAUCUCCGGUUGAUACUAAAACAACGCGUCGUGUCCAUCAUUUUUUGUUGUCUUUUGGUUUUCCUAUGUUAAGUUUGUCCGGGCCGAUGAUUGAUUGAUAAACUGGUGUUUGUUGUUGAUGUUGUGGUGGUGCAUCGGCGGUCGGUUCCAUGGCCGCCAUGGAUUACGGUGCUAAAGGAAUAUUGUUGAUGAUAAUAAUAAAGAAGAAAAGUGUGGCUGUGCAAAUAUUGUGUCUGAUUACCGUUAGUCUAGUCAAGUGAACGUAACUUAAGUGUGCAUGCUGUGAUAAGGAAUUUCUGGAUCGGAGAUUGUGAUGCUGGAUCACACCAGCGCGAUGUAUUUGAACGUUACCCCGCCGUACGAAGACGACGCGUCUUUCUUUCCAGAUUUCUAUUCACGGGUUGGCUCCUGCGAGCUCCAAGACCCGUCGUGGAGUAAGAUGAACAGCGUUAGCGGCCAUAAGCAGAAAAGGAAAAAGUCGGACAAUAAACCGCAAACUCAAAUAAACAAAUGCAACAAUGAAAAGCGACGCAGAGAGCAAGAGAACAUCUACAUAGAGGAGCUGGCCGAACUUAUUUCCGCCAAUUUCGCGGACAUGAGUUCGCUGUCAGUCAAGCCGGACAAGUGCGCGAUUCUUCAGGAAACCGUCAACCAAAUACGUAGGAUUAAGCAGCAGGUCAGUACGCACCGAACUUUCAUUCGAAACAAACAUCGUUGUAUGAAUUUCCAGGAUAUCGCUAGUCACCAUAAUUCAGACCCCGUACAGCAAGGAGAAGUAUCGUCCUCGAGACCCACCAUAUUGUCGAACGAUAUUUAUGGCCCUCUGCUCUUGGAGGCCUUGGAGGGAUUCUUGUUUGUCAUCAACAGUGAAGGCAAGGUUGAACACGUGACCGAAAACGUGUCGAAUUACAUAAAAUACACGAAAGAGGAGAUCAUCGGGAAGGCGAUCUACAAUUUUAUGCACUUGGGGGACCACGCCAAGUUCCACUCGAACCUGUUGCCGAUGACAAUUGAAUGGGGAGGCAGCACCGAGCAGCCGCCUCCCGCUAGAUCGAAAUCGAUCGACGUCAGGUUGUUAGUUAAGGCGGACGAUCUGGACGAAACCGUCGAGGAGAAGAACCAGAGGGUGCCGUUUUACGAGCUUAUGCACAUCUCGUCAACGCAGCUGCGCGACACCAUAAGCGUAUCGUCAGGGGGCGACGCGGACGACGUCGACGAGACAGAGGAAGAGGGAGGGUUGGGGGGCGGCGGGGGCGGCGGUCCGUGCGUGUUGUGCGUCGCGUCGCGCAUCUCGCACCGCGACAAGGCGUCCUGCUACUUCGAGCAAUUCACCACGAAACUGGACACGAGCGGGAAAAUAAUCGGGGUGGACACGUCGGGAGUGACGAGCGAGUGCGUCGCGCAGGCGCUCCGCAAAGACUUCAAGGGUCGCGUGUUGCGCGACUUGGUGCCGUCGCAGGACGCGCCUAAGGUGACGCAGCACCUUAAAGAGACGCUCGGCGCCGGGACGUCGAUCAGUGCCGUUUACCGGAUCCAGAUUAUGCCCGACAAGUUGGUGCCGGUACAGACGAAAUCGAAAUUCUUUAAGACGAACCCGCACGGGACCAGCGACGCCGAUUUUAUUAUGGCCACGCAUUCGAUUAUCGGUGAUAACGAUACGUUAGACCCGGGCGGAGGCAUCGGAGGUCCCCUGAUGACGAGUAUAGUGAACGGAGCUGGAACCUCCUCCUCCUCCUCCUCGUCCAGGAAUGGUCCGUCGACCGCCUCCUCGGACUCCGCCCCUCCCUCAACCUCCUCUACCUCCACCGGGGGCGGCGGCGGUAACGCGAUGCAGGUGCAAACCGCCCCCGCGGGUGCUUUCACGCCCGAAUUCUUGGAAAACGAUUUUCCAUCGUUGGAAUUUUCUUCGGCCACGUGGGACUUGGAAACCGGGUGGCCCACGGAGACCACCACCACCAGACCGAGUUCCAGACAAACCGUCUCUACGCCUAGUUCCAGGCCGCCUAGUAAUCCUCCUUACAGUAACGCCCCGACCAUGGUCCAAAGCCCGUUGGCCCACUAUUCGUCCCAACCGAGUCCUGUGAACCAACACCACCAGCAGCAGCAACAGCAGAACCAACAAAACAGUACCACUGCCGGAAACUUUAUGCAGCACUUCUCCGUGCUGGACUACCAGGAACAACACGCGGCGGUGUUCGGCGGUACCAUCGAAGAACCCAAAGACACCAAAACGAAGGAGGAUUCCACACCGCACGUAGAACCUCAAAGGUUAAGGAGUCUCUUGACCAACCCACCUACCUCAAGCAGUAGUAGUAGCAGUAGCGGCGGUGGUGGUAACCAAUCGCAGGACGAUAACCGAGACCGCAUUCUCAAGGAGUUGCUUAACCAGAAAGACGACGAUCACGGACUCAAAUCGGAAUCGGGAAAAAUCGGACGUUUGAUCGGGGUGCGGGGGACGAUGCAGGACGUCCCCAAAGCCUCUUCGUCCACUGGGAAUAAUAUGUUAAGAGAGUUGCUCAACGACAAAAACGAUGACGACGAGAUCGAGACUAAGGCGGGCAUGAAAAAGGGCAGCGAGCUGCUGCAGGAGCUGCUCAAGAAGAAGGACCACGACGAGGACGAUGACAAAAAGAACGGGAACACGCCCCACGAGGAUGCCCUCCUCAAGACCCUCGGGUUCCCCACUUCCGCCCCCAACGACCGAAGGGGCGCGAAACGCUCCAUCGACGACUCGAAGGACGGCGGGGAUCAUCGGCAGGGCGGCAAACGGAACAUGUCCGGCGCCCACCACGUCUCCUCCUCAGGCUCGUCGGAAAAGAGCGAAAUUUACCAGAAGAACCGGAUGUUGGCGCUACUGUUGGAGAAUCCCACCCCGCCCCCGCCGGCCAUACCGCCGUUGCCCGCGAGCAUCAUUUCCGCCACUCCGCAGGAGAAGUUGCCCAGGGUCAUCACCGAUCCCUCCAAGGUCAUGGGCUCCUCGAUGACAGGUGGUGCCAAUGUGAGAACCAUCGGCUCUCAUAAGUAUAAUGCCGCCAGACAGCAGCAGAACCAUUUUGGGAAUAAUAACACUAAUAAGCCGAUUACUAACUUUUACCCGUCGUCUACCUCAGGGGGCGGGGGCGGUAACGAGAACUCUGGCCAUAUCUGGAGCGACAACAACAACAUCCAGGGUUUCUCCGAUCCGGACUUGUCCGCUCUACUGGACGACGUGAUCGAUUUCGUGCCCGACCACAACAUCCUGCCGAUCCUGGAGAGCAGCCACGAGCACUUCAGCCAACCAAACAACCAGGCAACCAAUCAAAUGAGCGAAAAGAACGCGAUCAAGAACAUCCAGAAGUUGCUGGAACAGUGCGAGAAAUCGGUGCCCUCCCCUAACGUCUCUUUACCGGCACGUCCGCCUGCUUAUUCGGUCGCUAAUAUCUCAUCCGGCCAACAGAACAGCAUGGGCUACCAUCCGCCCCCGAACUACCCUCAGGGCAAAUAUCCCCGCGCCCUAAGCGGGGGUCGCGCCUCCCAGUUCACCAAUUCGAAUUUGACCGUGCAACAGCAGCAGCUGCUUGAGCAGCAACGCAAAAUGCAGCAGCAAAGACAGGCGGAGGAACAGAAACGUCGUCUGUUACAAUUACAGGAACGUCAACAGUUGCUAAUUCCGUCCAACGCAACCGCAGCCGAACUGAACUCGAUCCAAAACAUCGACAACUUACUGAACAACACGGUCGCCCCGAAUGUCACCCUGCAACGGUCCAACAGCGUGCCCCAAGAGUCCCAACUGUCUCCCGGCUACACGAACCAAUUGACCCAACAAGCGACUCAUCAGCGAAACCAGCAGCAGCAGCAGCAGCCGCCCUUUUCCCCACAGAUGCCCUCGCCAUUGGGCGUGCAACAGUCGCCCAACUUUCAACAGCAACGGAUGUCGCCCCAAUCGCAGUUCGCCGCCCAAUUAUCGCCCCGCUUAAGUUUCCCGGGGGAGCAACAGUCGCAGCAGCAGCAGCAGGGCGGAGGCGGUGCCGCCCCCCAGGGGCCGAACACUAAUUGGGCCUCGCAGCAGAGACUUACCGCGCAGAAUCCCAUGUUAAAUGCUCAACUGACCGGAAGUUUACCGCGAGGCGCGAGCUUCCAAAGGUCCCCGGGAGGCCAGCAGAGGUCGUUGAGCAGUCCGGGGGGCGGCGGCGGGGCGGGGGGAGGCCCCCGGCACUCUCCGUUCAACGAGCAGCAACAGUUCGCCUCCCCGUCCUCCCCCAACGCCACCUACAGUCAGACCCAGUAUCUGCAACGGCUGCAGCGGGCCAACAGCGUUCCUACCUCAAAUCCUCAAUUGUCCGGUUCCCCCCGUCUUUAUCACGGCAACGCCGGCCCGUUAUCGUAUCCCCCGCAAAAUCACCCCCACCAGUCGGCCCCGCCCAGCCCCAUGAUGUAUCCCCCGGCACUUCAUCAUCCCCAUCAACAACAACAACAGCAGGACUCCUCCCCAUUUAAUAGUAGUUAUAACGAUCAACAAACGCCCCAAAUGAACGUUUACGAACGCAGGGGCAGCACCCCUUCACAAACUGGCUCCUCGUCUGGCGGCGGCGGUAAUACCGGGAACCCCACGAGCGAAUUCGUGCGUCAAGAGUUAAGGGCGGUUGUGGGGGCGCGUACCGCCCAAGGAGCGGGACCCCGGCCCACCGCCUCGGAUUCCUCUGCCGCCCCCCAACUUCAGCAACUCGCCCAGCAAGGCAACGUCGAUCUCGAAGCGUUGGGGAUCUCCUUUGAAAUGCCACCCGGUGCGAGGGGUGAGAGUCCGAAAUUGUGGGGCGCGAUCGGCUCCGAAAUGGCCUCAGUCUCGCCGCAGCCUCAGGCUACGACCAGGACUAUUAUGGAGGAAGGACGACAAGGUGAUCAACACAGCAAGACGUCGUUGUUGCAACAACUCUUGUCGGAUCAGAGUAAAUAAUGAAAAUAGCACGUUUCGUUCGAUGAGUGAAAUCCGUCAGCGGGGCUGGAGCUUAAUAAAGACAGAAAUGCUAAUAAUAAUAUUAAUUAAUUAACGCACUGUAUAUAAAGGAAAAUGUGCGGUACGUCGCACUUGGUGUUACGAUAAAUAACGAUGAAAUGAGAAACAAAUGGGGUGAGAAAUGUCUUCACUUUUACAAUGAUUGUACGUAGAGAUAUUGAGACUAGGAUCUCCAGAAAAUGUUUUACCCUAAUUGUUUCUCGGGAUCAUAUAAUUUUAGGUCUAAAGUUACUAAAGGGCUAAAACUGGUGUUUUAGAGAGGAUCCGUCUGUCUAUGUUAUAAUAACCCAUUACGAAAUGUCACGUUUCGUAUUUACAUGCUGUAAAUAUAAACCUACCUACCUACCUUACUUAUUAGAUACUAUAUUAAAAAAAAAGAAGAAACAGUUGUCUAUAGUAUGUAUGUAUGUAUGAACCAAAGAGAUGCCGCUCGUACGUUAUAGUAUUGCUCAUUGUAUAUUUAAUAAUAAAUAUUAAUCCGAUAGCAAGCAGGAGUUCGCUAAAACACUCGUUAUUUAAAAAAUGUUGUAUUUAAUGCUAAAACUAAUUUAUAUUGGAAAGAUGAACUGGAACAAUGUGCUAAGUGAUCAGGAGCGUGAUAUACAUAUAAAUUACCCUUUCGACGAGAUAUUUAAAAAAAGAAACGAUCUUUUGUGAUCCAGAGUUAUAAUUCUACCGGGUACCUCAUUCGUUAAGGCUAUAUUGACGCUAUUGUGUGAAAAGAGAACCAAAAUUACAAAAAAAAACUACCGUUUUGAGGCACACUUAUCUUGUGUUAAGGCUAAAUUAAAACAUCCACAUGCACUAAAUUAGAAUGAAACAAACAAGCUAUUUUUGUUUUUAAAACGCGUUAAAAUAACCUUAAAUACGCAGGCUGUAAUCCAUACAGGUUAGCUGUAUCAAAAGUGCAUUACUAUAUAAAAAUAUUCACUUGUUGCGUUAGAGUAUAUUUAGUUAAGGGGUAAACAGAUGGUGCGAGACCCAGGACUCGAAUAAUCGCUUGUACAUAACGACGUAUGUAGAUGGAACGAUGUUAAAUAUCUCUUGUAUAUUUAUUAUAUUUUCUUAUUGGACGUAUUUGGUGUCCUGUGGUCGAGUGAAGCUCCGAUCUUCUCCACUUUAUUGGAUGGGAGAAUAUCGAGGUUCGGUUUGGAAAGUUUGGAUAGAUUCGCACCAUCGAAAAAAAAAACACUUUGAAGGAUAACUGUUAAUAUUUUAUACAUAAUUUAACGUACGUUAUUUAGGAUUCGUUUUUUGUUGGAUAUUGUGAUAGGCAGAAGCCAUGUUACUGUUACUGGAUUCGUCGUCCGUACGAGUUCAGAGUUUGUUUAAGUAAAAAAUAGCAUUCAUACUUCUGGAUGAUUAUAUUGUCAAUUAUCCACUGCAUCCCUUCCUCCUCUCCCCCCACCCUCUCCCACAAACUUUACGAGUAAAAUAACUUAAAAAAAAAAUGGAACAAAUUGACAGAAAUAAACAUUAUUUAAUGACACAGAUAUUUUUUGUACAUUAGUGGUGUUUUGAAAAAUCUAUAUACAUAUAUAUUAAAUAAAACAUAAAAAUUUCA